Molecule: messenger RNA, 3933 nt
Organism: Psilocybe cubensis
Lineage: Eukaryota; Fungi; Basidiomycota; Agaricomycetes; Agaricales; Agrocybaceae
Exons: 5
Coding region: 1-3933 (1310 amino acids)
Source: RefSeq, a predicted model, not a curated record
AUGUGGUCCAAAUUCACCAAUGCCCUCAAGGGCAACAGCCAACCUGUCAAGGAGGAGCACUCACCUCAAGGUGGGGAGGUCCUUAACAAAGUCUACGAGAAGCAUCCCAACCUCUCCAUGUUCCAAGCCAAUGAAUCUGGCGUAGCAGAAUCACACACAGAUGCACCCAGCUCACCGUCUGUACAUAACAAGCGGAAUAUGUUCAAGCGGAUGUCGAGAGGUGCACCUAAAGACGACUCAGAGGCACCUCCAACUCCGUCAUCGGUAAAUCCGCCAACUGGUCUUUUAAAAAAAGUAAGAGGUCAUAACGAGUCUUAUCGUAAUGGAAAUGGUUCUCAACUUUCACUUAACGCCCUUACAGCCGAAGCAACGUCUUCAACUUCUCAAAAUAUGCCACGUCGCUCUUCCUUUGAUAUGCUCCGCCCAACCUCCCCUCGCAAUCAGGAUACCACUAGAUCUGUCAAAGAGUCUCAUCGUCGUCCAUCCAUGGACAUUUUGCGCCAAGAAGCUCCUCUUGCGCCUCAUGAUGGCCAUGGGUCAGACCCACAAGCAGAAUAUGACUUUGCUGCGCAGGGUCCAGAGAGAUUUAACUCAAAAAGAUCUAUUCUACGCGAUCCAAACACGCCCGGUACCGGACAGAACGUCCGAUUCUUCCCUCGAGAUGCAUUCAAAGUCAUAACACCAGACAAUUCUCUUAGCACAGAGCUUCAAGCAAAGCCGCAUCCACCUCUCCCCAAUGACACUCCAUUCCUAGACCGACUUGCACAGGCCAACUCUCCUGAGUCAAGUUCUCUGGCGCGCUCUUCGUCCGCUUCAAGGUCAAGGCCCACCGUAGCAGAAAUAUUUUCUCCUCUUGGUACUCCUGCCCAGGACAGCUCGGCCCCCAAUGGCGAAGCUUCCGACAUGUCCUUGUCUUUUUCGCAUCAUAUCGUAGGAGCCAACGAUCACUCCAACCUCUUCGAUGUAUCGCAACAGCUGGACAUUCCAUCUUUCCCCCCUCCUGGCCUUGGGUUUGAUGUUAACGCGCCAAUAUUUGACUCGAACUCUUUGGAUAUAUCCAGCGUCGAAACUAGCGAUUUGCUCAAGAACACGGGUCCAGAUGGCUACUCCAACCAAAUGACAUCGACCCCACCAAGACCCAAUGAUUCGAAGGGAAAAGGAAAAGAAGUCGUGUUGGAUGACUCCAUCCGUGAAAGCAUCGAAGUUGGUGCUCCGUCUCCUGAAAUUGUGGACGAAGCCGUUUUUCACGCUAGGGAAAAGUCGCCUAAAUUGCCACCACCACUUCAUGAGCGCAGUCAAUCAUUCAGUCUAGGACAUACACUAUAUUAUUCGUUGGGCAACACAGGCAGCGAUGGAAACAAAUCGUCAAUGGCUGAAAGCGAGGCUGCUUAUCCUUCCAGUGAUUUGAAACCUGACAGCCUCAACUCCUCCUCGACUGGGCCCUCACCACCAAAGAAGGCUCGCAGUCGGGCCAUGAGCGACACCGUGUUCCAGUCGAUGCUCCGUUCCUCCCCGAAAGUCAAUGCUCCAGAGGCUGACAUUAACGACGAAUCCAGUUCGGGCUUAGUCGUCUAUUCUGGUGGCGGUGGCACCUCAGAACCAGACCCCUUUAGUGUGAAUGCCAAUACCUAUUAUACUCCCCAGACCAUGAUCCCAACAACGCCUCCCAAAGGUGCCAUCAAGCAUAACAGGAAGACGUCGAAAGAAGAGAAUCUCAUCAUCUCUCUGCAGACCCAACUUUCCGUCAGCACCGAGCUCUGCGCGCAGUACGAAGCGGACCUCAAAGCACGCGACGAGCUAGUGGAACUGCUGAGCAAGAAGUUAUCCGAUGCGGAGAAGGACGACGCGCGGAAGAAGAACGCGCUGAGGUCGUGGAAGAAGAAGGUGCAGGAGCUCGAGAAGGCGUGUCGGCUGCUCGAAGAGACCGUCGAGGACUCGCGGCAGGAGAGUAUGGAACGGAGCGUGAUGGACGAGGCUAGUGGGGAGGCGUUGAGGAUGUUGCAUAGACGUAUCGCAAGUCUGGAAAGUGAGAAGCAGGAAUGGGAACGCAGAGAACAUGCGCUGAGAGAGGAAGUGGAAACGCUUGAGGUCCUCGUCAAGGAGCGCAGCGAAGAUGUGCAGAAUUUGAAGGAAAACCUUUGGAAUAGGGAUGAAAGUGAGAGGGAGCUCAAGGAGGGGAUCAGAGAGGCAAAGGAACAGAUUGAAAUGAUGGGCAACAUUAGUGUUGGCGUGUUUGAUGAGGAAGAGCUAAGAAGGCUCCUGAUGGAAAAGGAGCAGAAGACCAGCGAGGAGACGCAUCGUUUCAAGACCUUGGAGUUUGCGUUGAGGCAAGAGCUGGAGGAGUUGAAACUCAAAUGUGAGGGUCUUGAAGUGCAGAAGGCUAAUUGUGAAGAGCAGGUGGAGGACCUCAAGAAGCAACAAAAGGCGAGAGACGAAGAAUUUGCAACCCUCAAGAACGAACUUGAGGCUCAGUGGGAACACACGGAGAAAGCCACUGACAAGAUUUUGCUUCUCGAAAGGGAGAAGGUCGAACUGGCGGACGAACGCGAUGCAGCAAAGGCAGAUUUGGCGGAGUUGGAAGUCAGAAUCACCAACAUGGAGGUCGAAUGGAAUGAAAGCGAGAACAAGCGUAAUGAGCUAGAAGCCGAGCUUCAGGAGAUGUGGAAUGUUAAAGAAACGCUCGAGAAAGAUCGCGAAGAGCUCGAGGACGCCUUGCAUCAUGAGCAAAAGCAGACUGAUGAAUUGACGCAACGUUUGCAAGAACGCGAGAGUCGAAUCUCAGAGCUCGAACGGGAACAUCAGUUCGCCAAAGACAACAUCGCUCGCCUCGAAGACAACAUCCGACAGAGAAACGAAGAGAUCUCUCAAUAUACGCAGCGCGUAAUCGAGCGAGAAUCGGAGCUUGAACACCUUCGAGAAGACAUGAGCUCGUUGAAGCGCGAACACCACCGCGUCGUUAAUGAGCAAACGCGGGCCCUACAAGACGUGUCUGGCCAGCACAACGAGACUAGAUCCCAGAUCGAAGGGCUUAUCAAGGCUAAGGCAGAAGCCGAUGUUGAGAUCAAGUCUUCCAAGGAUAAAAUUACCAUCCUCAAGGAAGAGGUCGAACGGCUUAGGAGACAGGUCCACAGCUUACAACAAGAGAGUGCCGACAAGGAAGUCAGGCUCCUCCAGGCUGCGAAACAGCAUGGUCAAGACAAAGAAGACCUCGCUGGUCUUAACAUCGCUUUGGAUUCCAAACAACAAGAAUUGGAACUCAUUAAGCGUAAACUGAACGUGCGAGGUACUGCUGGCAGUACUCCAGCUCAACCAGCGAAAGCAUCUCAUCACCGUCGGGACUCUUCAAUAUUCAGCGCCACUCCAAUUUCUCGCCCACCGUCAGUUAUCUCAGAGUCUGGUACAGAUGCUGGAGGUUCGACAAUCAAGAAGAAGAGUUCCGCAGAAACGCCAAUGUUAAACUCGACCAAGAUCACUGCCCUCGGUAAAAGUACGCGUAUCAACGCAAGCGGAGCCUCCUCUGCCUCUUCAACAACCUCUAAGACUGCCAUACGUGCUGGAGUCGAUGGGUCAAUGGGUCCGCCACCUCUCAAGUCGCGUCCGUCUAUCAAUGGAACGCCGACACCCAGUGGCCGCUUGUCAUCGUUGUCGCGCUCGUCCUCGGUAAAGGCAGGCGCAGCGCCAGCGGCGCCUACGCACACACCCCAUCGCCGCUUGUCUUCUGUUAACUCUGAUUCUGGGUCAGGCAAAUCGAAGAUCGGAAAGGGGGGUCUGACUAGUCCUACGUCGUCUGUUGCCGAGCAAGAUGAAAAGGAGAAUGUCGAUUCUACCCCGUCUUCGGCCAGGAUACGGAGCAUGAUACCCACUGCCAUUUCCACUCCUCGCUUGCCGCGCAAAGUUACUGCUUUCGUUGUUGUCCAAAUGUUUUCUCUGUAA